Messenger RNA from Phlebotomus papatasi, 1675 nucleotides. RefSeq lists its product as uncharacterized. The record is from RefSeq and is a predicted model, not a curated record. Bases 132 to 1535 code for a protein of 467 amino acids. The transcript is spliced from 2 exons. NCBI's taxonomy places the organism in Eukaryota, Metazoa, Arthropoda, Insecta, Diptera, Psychodidae.
UAGCAUUGUUGUGCCAGUGGUAGCCCAGAGAGCACGUUGGACCGAGAGCUCGUGAAAUUAUUGUGGAUUAAGUGGAUAUAUAGCCCAGAGUUUAUUGGAUAGAGCCAGAGCACUUUCUCAAAUCAACCAAAAUGUUGCGCUUGAGUGAAAAGUUGAAGAUCAUGGUGUUUUUGGUGUGUGCCCUGAUCCUGGGCAGUGAGGCUACUAAGCAGCCCACCAAGAGAGUGACCUUUGUGCCGAAGAAUAUCAAGAGGGAUGCUCCUGUGGCUAGCCACUUUGGAGGAAAUCUCCAUGGGGGAUUUGGGCAGCAGCAGGGCCAUCAGCAAUUCCAAUUGCAGGCUCUCACCCAUCAGGGACUUGAUGGAGGGCACCAAGGGAGCCACUAUGUGAUGCCACAGUACACCUUUGCUGCUCCCCAGGGACACAACUUCGCUCAUGGUGGCUUAGCUGGAGCUGGAGCUACUCAGUAUGCUCAGCUAGCUAAGGUUCUCAAUACUCAGAGUCAGGGAGGUCAUGCUGGAGGCCAAGGAUUUGGUGGGGCAUUCGUGUCUGGGGGAAUCAAGACAGCUCCUGUGACAUUCAGUGCUGCCCCUUCAACUUCCUACGGAACUCCAGUUUCUGGAGGACACUUUGGUCAACUGGGAGGAUUUUCUGGUGGUCAUGGAUUCGGAGGAUCCCUAGGAGGACACAGCUUUGGAGGUCAAAGUCUUGGAGGUCAUAGCCUGGGAGGACAAAGCUUUGGAGGACACAGUCUGGGUGGACAAAGUUUUGGAGGACACGGUCUCGGAGGGCAAAAUUAUGGAGGACACAGCCUAGGUGGACUUAGCCUGGGAGGUCAUGGUCUGGGAGGAUCCUUCGGAGGUCAGAGUGUCGCCUUUAAAGGUGGUGACGUCGGUGGACUCUUGGGACAAUCAUACGCUCCUUCCUACGGUUCCCAUCAAACCUCUUCUGCCCAAACCGUUCCUGCCUAUGCUGUUGGGAUCAAGGGCCUCAGUCACUAUUCCUCCAACGCUGGACUCGCUCAAGCCUUCCAAUCACAUGGAGAUCUGGGAUCUCAAGCCAGUCUCGGUAGCCUAGGGGGUCAUGGAGUCAGCCUUGGUAGCUUGGGAGGUCAUGGAGCCAGCCUUGGUAGCCUGGGAGGCCAUGGAGCCAGCCUUGGUAGCCUGGGAGGCCAUGGAGGUAGCCUCAACUUCGACACAACCAAGUACAACAUCCCUACGAUUUCCAACGGCAAGACCUUAGCUCCUGUCACUUAUUCCUCCCCCGCUGCAUCCAAUGUCCGACACACUUCCAUCUCCAACAUCAUGGACCAGACCAAGAGCUUCAAACCUUCAGUCCUCCUCGGUAUGUACGCCGAUGUGGGAUCUUCUGCAGAAUCUCACGGUUACGGAGGACAGAGUUUCCCUUCCCUCAAGUUCUCCCAAUCUUCCGCACCUUCCUUCAGUCAGAAUUCCGGAGGUUCUUAUGAUGAUGCCAGCUCAAACUAUGGUUCAAGUUACAACACAAUCAACUACUCAGAAGGUGCUGGACAUUAAUCCAAAUCCGAUCUUGCCACAUGAUCUAAAUUUAAUUGUUUAGUAUAGAAUGCGAUUUGUAUAAAUUAAUAUUUAUUUCGCGAAUUUCCUCUUGAUAAAAAAAAAGAAAAAAAGACAGAAAUAAAGACUUGAAAGACUUA